This is a messenger RNA of Saitoella complicata NRRL Y-17804, 6801 nucleotides long. RefSeq lists its product as uncharacterized. Gene Ontology annotation, molecular function: protein binding; phosphorelay sensor kinase activity; ATP binding. The transcript has 3 exons. NCBI's taxonomy places the organism in Eukaryota, Fungi, Ascomycota, Saitoellomycetes, Saitoellales, Saitoellaceae. Bases 1 to 6801 code for a protein of 2266 amino acids. The record is from RefSeq and is a predicted model, not a curated record. Gene Ontology annotation, biological process: protein phosphorylation; phosphorelay signal transduction system.
AUGUCGUCUGAUGGAGGCUCCGUCAAGACUAUAGCCACGAGUCCGGUCACCUCAAAUACCCCGGUUUCACUGCCUCAUGACAUCGUUACCUACAUCGCCGGAUACACGAACCUUCGGUUGAUCAACUGCGUCGGUUAUAUUCAGACUUUUGUGGCAUUUUCGGUCUCGCGAUCACAGACGGAGUUUCUCAAAGUAUGUCCAUGUUCUCAUUUAGAGUCACUGGCACGGUUACGGCAGGAGUGGAGAUUGUGGGCGGAUUUCUCGGAGACGGACUUACCGAAUUGUUUGAAGCCGUUUACGUGGGAGUAUGUCGGGCAGGAUGGAGGGAUGAUGUUGAUUUAUAAAUGCGAGGAUAUGAAGACGUUGAGGGAAGUGCAUAUCAGCGAACAACCAUACAUCACGGAAGGGUCAGGAAUCGAACCAUUGUCUCUGGAACCAAAUCUCACACCGAGGGAGUUGAGCAAGGAGACGAUACCGGCAUUGCUGAAGGUCGCGGAUGAUUUAUGUUCGGCAUUGAUAGCGGCGCAUACACUUAAGAUUACACACGGCUCGAUCACGGCACAGAAUAUCAUCAUUAAACCGGAUGGACACGCGAGGUUGGCUGGAUGGGAUUCAUAUUCGAGGUUGGAGAGGGAAGAUGCGCCGUCAAUAGGGUUGCGACAGUCGUCUCUGCCGCUACCGUAUCUUGCCCCUGAAUGCACGGGAAGGAUGAACCGGAGUGUCGAUUCGAGGGCGGACUUUUAUGCGGUCGGUGCGGUGUUAUAUGAGGCUUGUCUUGGGUUCCCGCCAUUCCGGUCAAGGGAUUCACUGGAGAUUAUUCACCAGCAUAUUGCGGCACCGGUCAUUCCACCCCACGAACUCAACCCCGACAUCCCUCCAGAACUCAGCGACGUCAUCCUGAAGCUUCUUUCGAAAAAUGCCGAAGAUCGAUAUCAAACCGCAUCCGGCUUGAAGUCAGAUUUGGCGCUACUCCUGCAGAGCUUGUCGACAAACUCACCACUUAUUGACUUCAGAGCAGGAUUGACGGAUCAGGCAUCGCAAUUCAAUGUGUCAGAGAAGCUAUACGGAAGGGAGAAGGACCUGGAGAAACUGAACGACUGUUACGAGCGUGUGCGGAAGAAUGGAGGUACAUGCGUGGUGAUCGUAUCCGGAUAUUCUGGUGUUGGAAAGUCACGACUCGUCAACGAGAUGCAACGUCCCGUCGUCGCCAACCGUUCCCAUUUUCUGACGGGAAAAUUCGAUCAGUACAAGCGUGGCAUGCCGUUCUUCUCAUUAAUUCAAGCAUUGCAGGAUUUGAUUAGGCAGGUUUUGAGCGAGAGUACGCGGAGUUUGGAGAGAUGGCGGAAGGAAGUGCUGAGAGCUAUCGAUACGGAUGCGUCGGUUUUGGUUGAUGUCAUUCCUGAGGUCGCACUACUUCUAGGUCCGAAUUAUGCGAUUGAGCCGAUGACCGCACUCGGUCCUGCUGAGCGCGAAAGCCGGUUCAAGGCGGUAUUCCAGAAGUUCAUUGGGGUGUUUACACGGAAGGGCUUGGUUUUGUUCUUGGAUGAUUUGCAGUGGAGUUCGCCUGGUGAGCUUGCGUUGAUUUCGUCGAUCGCGGCGUCUGUUGCGGAGUCGAAGAACCGGUGUUUACUCAUUAUCGGGGCUUAUCGUGAUAACGAAGUCGAUUCUGACCACCACCUUUACGGUGCAUUGAGGCUCAUGAAAGAUGCGGGGACACAGUUGGUGGAGCUGACGCUUGGACCAUUGGGUAUGGACAGUGUUCGUUCAGUCAUUGGGGAGACACUUCGACGACAGAGUCCGGAUGAUCGUGAGAUGCAGACUUUGACCGAGUUGGUCUUUGCGAAGACGAAGGGAAACGCGUUCUUCGUGAACCAGUUGUUGAAAUCGUUACAUCGACAAGGGCAUAUCUCUUUCGAUUUCCAGUCUUCGAUGUGGAAGUUCAAUCUGGCGAGUAUCGAGGCGGAGGACUUACCACCCACUGUUGUGGAUCUGCUUGUCAUGCAGAUGUUGAACCUCAGUUUGGAGACUCAGGAAGUUCUUAAGUUGGCCGCAUGUAUCGGGACGAACCGGUUUCAGCUCUCGGUGCUUGCACUCGUGUCGGAGAGGUCGCUUGAGGAUACCGCGAAGGAUCUUUGGGGUGCGUUAGAAAACGGAUUAGUAAUGCCUACGAGCUCGAGCUAUAAGAUCCCUGGAGCGAUGGGAACGUGGUUGGAUGACAGUCUCAAGGCAGAGCAGAAUAGCUUGAAGGUAUUAACGACGAGCGAUAGACGGUCCAGCAUCAGCCCAAUACCGAAUGUGAGUCCGCCGUCAGGCACCGCACCGGAUGGGAGCGCUGCGAUCACGUACCGGUUCUUGCAUGAUCGUGUUCAGCAAGCCGCAUACUCCCUCAUCGAUGCAAAGGAGCGCCCCGCCGUUCACAGGAUGAUCGGUAAGCGUAUGUUACAGUGCUUCUCCGAGGAGCAGGUCGAGGCUUUCAUCUAUGAGAUCGUUAAUCAGCUCAACGCCGAUCUGGAUUCCCUCAGUGACGAAGAUAGAACGGAGCUGAUCAACCUCAAUCUUCGGGCUGGUAUGAAAGCGGGUAAGGCGACUGCAUUCGAUGCUUCGCUUCAGUACAUUCGCACGGCUCAUAGUCUGCUGAAACCCACAUCAUGGGAUGAUCAGUAUGACAUGACCCUUGAGACGCAUAUGGCUCUUGCCGACGCCCUGUACUCUUCAGCGGCCUACGAGGAAGCCAUCGCUUUAUGCGACAUUGCUACUGAAAGGGGAAGGACAGCAACGGAUAAAGCAAAGGGCAUAAUCUCGAAGAUCAAUUGUCAGAUGGGUCAAGGGGAGUUGCUAGGCUCCAUUCAGAGUGGUCUGCAGGGUUUGGCGUUCCUUGAGUACCACAUCCCGAUUGAUCCAGAGGCUGCUGCGGAGCAGGCGAGAAAUCUGAGGCCGCAAAUCAUGCUUUCACCGGAAGAGAUCCAGGCCAUGGGUGAAGCGAGGAAAUUGUCGGAUGAGCGUUUACUUCUCGUGCAGGAAAUCCUGGCAAUGAUCGUGUUGCCGGUCUACAUGGGCAAGCCGGACUUGCUGGAAUGCGUAUGCUAUACCUCUUUGGUUAUCUCCAGAGAGCAUGGUAUGUCAACACACAGUGCAUACCCUCUGUUAAUGGCGGCUUGUGUUCUCUGCGAGUUUGGCGGUGAUGAUCUGGUGCGCAGUUAUGCUUAUGGUAAGCUGUCUGUGACCCUGGUGGAGAGUGAGCCCAUGGUGCCUUCUAUCGCACCUGCUAUCUACGAGGUCUUUGCUGGGCAUAUCUCUAUUUUCCAUGAGCCUUUGAGUGAAGCACUUCGCAACUUUCAGCUUUGUGUCUCGACGAGUUUCACUACGUAUGAUCUGGCAUACGCCGGGUUCGCCGCUGUUGAGAUCCCUGUGUUCUCAGCUCUUGCCGGUGGUAACCUGGAGCAGGCACAUAACAAUCUACUUGCAGCAGCGCCUUUGGUGCGAAAGUUGAAGAGCAAGCUUGCCCUUCUCUGGAUGAACAUCCCGCUACAAGGCAUUUUGAACCUCAGGGGUCUCAACAGUAAUCCAGAUUUGGCCUCUCUUCAAGGCGAAGCUCUUGGUGGAGCUGAUGAGAUUGCCGCAGUUGAACAGUGCGAGUCACAGUCGCACGCAUAUGUGUAUUACCUUUGGCGAAUGAUCCUGGCGGUACAGUUCGAGAAGACUGAACUGGCUCUUGAAGUUGGAGAGAAAUGCGAAGAGCUGGCCUCUUCGGUGAUGGGCUCGUACUACAAGGUCAUGUACGAGUUCCUGGCCAUCUCUAUCUAUCUCGACCUCGAAGAUCUUUCUGAAGUCCAAGCACGACGUCUGGCGCAAUACGUUCAGCGGGUUAGGGAAUUCGCCGUAACUUCAGCAGGCGUGUUCCAACACAAAUUAUUCUUCCUUGACGCUGAAUUGUCGAAAUGUUCUGGGAAGGACUUGCAAACACUUGACUUGUUCGAUCAGGCCAUUUCAGCUGCUACAUCAUCCAACUCUAUUGCUGAUGCUGCAUGGUACAACGAGCGCGCCGCAAAAUGGCUACGGCCGAUCUCGAAACACCGGUCUACUCAGUACAUUCGUGAAGCGUACCGGCUGUACACCAUAUGGGGUGCCAAUGCGAAAGCUGACUACCUCGCUACGACCUGGUCAGAUGAUUUCAGUACCUCAGUUGGCUUUUCUCUGCUUUCGCAAGGUCAGCUUGUUAUGACUCCUACCUCGGAGAAGACUGCCUUCGCAAGUCUAGACCGCAUGGUUCUUGGCCAGGUCAGUGAAGGUGGAAGGCAAAUGUCCGACCAUUCACCUACCAUCCAUUUUGAACCCUUUUCUAGCAAGACGAGCCUUCCAGCAAGUUCUCCUCCAGCGAAUACUAAACAUGUGGCCGAUGUGAUGCGCAGACGUCGUCCCUCGUUGCAGGAUCGCAGUACUUCAUCGCAAUCCGGAGGGCAUAUGGGAAGUCUCUUCACUGAGCAAGUUUAUGUUUCAUCAGAUUUCUCCGGUGCGCAGGAAGAUAUCGAUACUACAUCUACAUCAUCCCGUACGAAAGACGAUCAGACAUCGAGCAUGGGCUCUGAAUUGGAUCUGCGAACCGUCCUCAAGGCGUCAUUGGUUAUUUCCGAAGGCGUUCGUCUCGAAGAUGUUAUUUUGACGCUCAUGAAGUCCGUGCUUCAAACUGCUGGAGCCGAUUACGGUGUCCUGGCCUUGAUCGACGUUGAUGGACAAUUGUAUAUCGAAACAAAGGGGUUGUUGACAGACGUGACAAUUGUGGACCACGAGCUUGCCAGUACUAGGACGGACGUCUGCCCCUUCUCGAUGCUUAACUUCACCGGCCGGAUUGGUGAAACACUUGUCAGAGAACGUGCCAACGAUGUGAAGUUCGAUAGCACCUGGGGAAGGGAUAGUUACUUCCAUGCAAAUCGGGCGAAGUCAGUGCUGUGUAUGCCUAUCCAGAGCCAGUUGAAACCUAUGGGUGUAUUGUAUCUGGAGAACAGACACGCGUCUAACGCCUUUACGUCUCAGCGUCUUGAGGUCCUCAAUCUCCUGUGUACCCAAGCAGCAGUCACUAUUGAGAAGGCGAGGCUCUACAGAAGCAUGGAGCUUGCGAAGAAGGCCGCUGAAGAAGCUACAGUGCAAAAGAGUGUCUUCCUGGCAAACAUGUCACACGAAAUCAGAACGCCUUUCAACGCAGUCAUCGGUGCGUCGAUCUUCCUGUUAGACUCUCCCUUAUCGACCACGCAGCGUGAUUACGUCGAGACCAUUCACAACUCGGCCACGUUGACUUUGAACAUCAUCGAUGGAAUCUUGGAUUGGUCUAAGAUCGAGCAAGGGAAGAUCGAGCUUGAGCGGGAACCAUUCUCUUUACGUGACUGCGUUGAGAGUGCGCUCCAGGUCAUCGCUGAGCCCGCCAGUAACAAGGGUCUUGAUAUCGGAUACAUCACAGAUGGAGAAUACGUUCCUGACACCAUUAUUGGUGACAUGACGCGAUUCCGUCAGGUCAUUCUCAAUCUUCUCGGAAACGCGGUGAAGUUCACGCACCAAGGAACGAUUGUUAUUCGUAUCGGCGCGGAAGAGUUACCGUCAGAUCCACAAGGGCAGCGGUACAGGUUGAAGGUCACGGUGCAGGACACCGGUAUUGGUAUUCCUGAAUCUGCAUUCGCACGUCUGUUCCAGUCCUUCUCUCAAGUUGACUCAUCGACUACGAGGAAGUAUGGAGGAAGCGGACUUGGUUUGGCGAUUUCUAAGCGUCUUGUCAACCUUAUGGGCGGCACCAUCUGGGUUGAGAGCAAAGAGCGACAAGGGACUUCGUUCCACUUUACGGCAUUGUUCCACGUUGGUAAGCAACAGGAAAAUCUGGUUGUACAGGGUGUUGCGCCAUCCUCUAACGGAUGUUUGAUCAUUCACCCGAGCCCGACGUCGCCUGAGAUUCUAUCAUCAACAUUGCGCUCGAUUGGUCUCAGGCCCAACGUGGUCAAGGACGUGAAUGGUGCCGUUAGGGCUAUUGGAGAUCAUCCUCCUCGUCACUUCUCUGUAGCCUUCAUUGCCCUGAAUGAACCACAAGAAAUCAAAGAUACUGCUUCAAGCUUGAAGAAGGCUGAUCCGGCGUUGGAAGUCAUUCUCCUUGCGUCUGUAGGGGCUCCAAUCCCGGACGAUUUCCACAAGCUCAAUAUCUCUGAUUAUCUUGUCAAGCCUGUCCGAAGGAGCCGCUUGAUCAAAGCCGUCCAGGGUGUCUUGUCUACACCAAGUCCUACCAAGAGGUCUAGCAGUGCGCCUGCGACUAUGGCUUCCAGCGGUGUGAACAAGCCUGCAGUAAAGGGCUUACUGAGCGAUGAGCACCCGUUGAGGAUUCUCUUGGCAGAAGACAACCCCAUCAAUACGAAGGUCGCUCUGCAGCACCUGAAGCGGUUCGGAUACGCGGCUGAUCACGCACGAGAUGGUCUUGAGGCAGUGGAAGCAUGCGAGAGGCUAGCGAAGGAUGGCCAAAUGUACGACGUGGUACUGAUGGAUGUGCAAAUGCCUCGUCUCGAUGGUUACGAGUCAACGGCAGAAAUUCUACGGAAAUGGCCGGAACCAUGGCGACAGCCUACAAUUGUUGCGAUGACGGCUAAUGCCAUGUCUAGCGAUAAGGAGAAGUGUUUGAAAGCCGGAAUGAAGGAUCAUAUACCUAAGCCUAUUCUACCCAAAAGACUUGCAGCUGCGCUGCAAAGUGUUGUACCGUUGAGUCAAAAGGUUAGAAGGUCAAGUGAAUCGACGAGUGAGACGACGAGCGAGAGGAGCGAUACACCAGAGUAG